Messenger RNA from Acytostelium subglobosum LB1, 522 nucleotides. RefSeq lists its product as hypothetical. Gene Ontology annotation, molecular function: protein-N-terminal amino-acid acetyltransferase activity. The coding region runs from base 1 to 522 and encodes 173 amino acids. The record is from RefSeq and is a predicted model, not a curated record. Lineage: Eukaryota; Evosea; Eumycetozoa; Acytosteliales; Acytosteliaceae. Gene Ontology annotation, biological process: N-terminal peptidyl-methionine acetylation. The transcript is spliced from 4 exons. Gene Ontology annotation, cellular component: NatB complex.
AUGACUACAAUCAGAAGGUUCACAUGUGAUGACUUAUUCAGGUUCAAUAAUAUCAACUUGGAUUACCUUACAGAGACGUACUAUCUACCCUUCUACUUUGAAUACAUAUCAAACUGGCCUAGUUUACUAUCGAUUGCAGAGGAUGUCAAUGGCAGACCGAUGGGAUACAUGCUUGGUAAAGCAGAGGGUAAUGGUGAGAACUGGCAUGGACAUGUCACAGCUGUAACAGUAGCACCAGAGUACAGAAGAAUAGGAUUGGCAGAUCGUCUAAUGAACACCUUGGAAGAGGUCUCGGAGAAAGUACAUAAUGCAUACUUUGUUGAUCUGUUUGUUAGAAAGUCGAAUACACUAGCGAUCAAGAUGUAUGAGAAGUUUGGAUAUUCACUGUAUCGAACAGUGAUUGGAUACUACUCUGGUGAAGAGGAUGCAUUGGACAUGAGGAAAGCACUGGCGCGAGAUGUUGAAAAGAAGUCUAUCAUACCUUUACCGCAUCCUGUAUAUCCAUCAAGUCUAGACGCUUGA